AUGGACUACAGAAAUAACCCAAACGAAAGAUUGCUAGGGUCUUCUCCUUAUCCUCUAGUAAACUGCGCUUACACAUUAGGAACUCCAGAAGAAGCUCGAUCAGAAACCUUUUGGCAGAUGCUCACGAAGAUUGCGUGUCCUUUUUUUGCAGCAAAGACCUUUAUUUCCUUUAUCACUAUCUUUCAAAUUACUUUAUAUGCUAUUUUCACUAAAAAUCCAUAUGUUUCUAUAGUUUCUUUUUUAAUUCCCAAUCUAUUAAAUAAAGAAUAUAUCAUUUCAGUCGCUUACGACCCUAGUGAAGAAUCAUUAUUUCGGCCUUCUUAUGAAGCACUAAACGAUCUAGGUGAAAGAAAUGCUACAAAGUUGCAGAAAUUCCAAAUUUGGAGGUGGAUUACACCAGUUUUACUUCAUGCAAGUCUUUCCCACUUGAUAUUCAACAUGAUUAUGCAAUUAAUUCUUGGCACAAGACUAGAACCAACAGUGGGGAUGAAAAAAACUUUAUAUCUUUAUUUCUUAUGUGAUUUCGGUGGAAAUUUGUUAGGAGCGAUACUAGACCCUAACGCAAGAGCUGUAGGGGCGUCUACUUCAAUUUUUGGGAUGAUUUCUGCAAUGAUAGCAUGGGUGCUUAUGAAUUGGCAUAGUUUAGAAGGAAACGCAUAUAGAGUUAUCACACUAUUGGUAUUAUUGAUUUUAAUGAUCAUGAGCCUUAUUACUGGAAUUGUAAAUCUUAUGUAGGUUUCUACACAAACGGAUAAUUCAGGCCACUUUGGAGGAAUGAUUGUGGGAUUUAUUGCUGCUUAUGCAAUUUUCGACUAUAUUGGACAAGUUUCAGAUAAAGACAGACUGUGGAAAACUUGUGCAAAGGCGGCGAUUUUGGCGUAUUUUGCAGUAGGGCUGAUAUAUUUUUAUGGGUUUAUGGUAAUUUAA
This is a messenger RNA of Blepharisma stoltei, 927 nucleotides long. NCBI's taxonomy places the organism in Eukaryota, Ciliophora, Heterotrichea, Heterotrichida, Blepharismidae. The record is from the annotation of a GenBank genome assembly.